UAAAAUUUAAUCUAAUAAAUUAGUAAUUACAUCUUUUUUUUCUGUUAUUAAUUAAUAAUUUGACAUUACAGUUGCAGUUGUUUUCCAUGCAAAUUAUGCAUCGCGAAAUAAGGUUCGCUGCGAAGGGUCUCACUGUAGACGCGACGCUUCUCACUACAAUUGUGGGAAACAUCAGCACAUAUUUAAUAAUCUUGAUGCAGUUUUUAACCAUGCCACAAUUUUGCAAUAAAGAAGUUGCCACAAAUGUAACACAAAUAACUCAAUAAAAUGUAUAAUCACACGAUAAAUAUUUAUUUUAAUAGUAAAAUAUUAUUUUUAAUAUAAUAUUUAUUUAUUAUAAUAUUUUAGUGUGUAAUACUAUUUAGUAUAACAAUAUUUUAAAUAUUAUAAUAUUUAUAAUAUUACCAUAAAAUAUUAGUGAAUAGUAUUACUA
Molecule: messenger RNA, 433 nt
Organism: Solenopsis invicta (red fire ant)
Lineage: Eukaryota; Metazoa; Arthropoda; Insecta; Hymenoptera; Formicidae
Exons: 2
Coding region: 87-266 (59 amino acids)
Biological process (GO): sensory perception of taste
Cellular component (GO): membrane
Source: RefSeq, a predicted model, not a curated record